CCCACUGAGUGGGGCCAGGGAUUGAACCUGCAUCCUUACGUAUACUAGUCAGGUUCGUUUCUGCUGAGCCACAAAGGGAACUCCCAAGAUGUAUCCAUUUCUAUUUUAAUUUUUUAAAUGGGAUCAAGAUGUGCAUACUGUUAUAGCACCUUUUUGCAUUUUGAUAUCAUAAAUGUAUUUCAUAUCAAUACAGUUUUAAAUUUCAAGAUAGUAUUAUACUAAAGAACCAUAGUUUUUUUUUUAUCAAUCCAUUAUUAUUGGCAUUUAUGUUGUUUCUUAUUGACAGGUCUCUCUUAAUAGCUCACAGUAAAUGGUUAUCCAGCCAGUGCUUUUUUUUAGAUUUAGCAUUUGUAUAAAUGUCACCAUGUAGUAUGUUACUGUGUUUAGCAGCUGUGUCACAAUGCUGGAUAAUAAGGAGCUUGUGGGAAACUCUACAAUAAGCAGUUCCUCUUUAUACAAAGUAUUGCCAAGCCAUUUUUCCUUUAUCUUUUUGAUGUCCUCAUUAAUUAAAUAAUAAAAAUACUGAAUAAGAUCAAAGGACAAAAGAUGUGAUGUUUCCCUAAAGACUUCUCUCUACAGCAACAUAGCACUCUUCUUUGAGGGUAAGAUUGUUAAGCCAGUGUUUUUUUUUUUUUUUUUUUGUGGUGAUAAUAUGUAAUAUCUAUUUCAGGAAUUUGAUAUUUGUAGUAUGUUUACUACUAAUAGGACAGAGAAGCAAUCACAACUGCUUUAUUCAAAAGUAUCACCGCAAUUAUUAAAAUUUAAAUCACUACAAGAACCCCUGGAAAAACAAACCAACAAAAAUCCCCAGGUACAAUGACCAUUCUGUGUUUAUCAUGGUGAGACCAAGGUUCUUUGAUAGAAAAAGGGGUAAGACACAAGGUAUAAAAGUUUGACAGCCCAUCUCUAGUUCACAUUUCACCAUCUGGUCCAAAAGUAUAUUUUGGAGAUGGUUUUCGUUGCACUGUUAAAUUUAUGCCAUUCAUUACUCUGAUACUACCUAGGUCAUUCCAGAUUGUUAGAAUUAUAGAAAAGUCUAGCAGCUUCACUAGUGUGAAAAUUGGAAAUACAGAAAUAACAUUAAUACUAUUUUGUUCAUCCAAUAGUCUUUUAAACUGUAAGUGUAAAACUUUAAUGUUACUAGAAACUGAUAAUAAUACCAGGUAGUGAUUUAACAAAGUGAUAGACAAACAGUUUAAAAAAUUGAGAAUUAUAAGUUAUUUAAAUAUCAGCCUAGUAAAUUAUGAUAUUCUCUCCCUAUUUCUGACACACUGCAGUUGUCUGACACAUAAAUAUACAGAGAUAUUUAUAUGUGAUGUAUUUUUUCAGUGUUCGUGUGUAUAGACAGAGAUAGAUGAGGAUUUAUGUAUAUAUGCAUAGAAAUAUGUAAGCAGCAGAGGGACAUAGUUAGUGAGGUAGACGUGCUAAGUCACUUUAUAUUCUCAUUUAAUCCUACCAAUAAUCCAGUGAAAUAGGUACUAUUCUUAUCCUCUUUUUUUUGGUGAAAAUUGGCAUACAGAGAGGAGAAGUAACUUGUCCACAGUUACAUAGUCAUUAAAUAAUAGACCUUGGUACUCAAACUGUGGUCUCAAUGCUUUAUGGUAUUGGAGCUGAUAUAUAUGUCCAAUAUGUUUCUACCUGUUGGACUAUCUAUUCAUUAAAGAUGAUCUGAGGUAUUUUCUGUCUACUAAUUUAGCGUUACCCAUUUCUCUCCUGGCUGCUCUCUGUCUUGAAAGUGUAUUCUAUUUUAAAUGCUUUUUUUCUGGCCACGCCCACAGCUUGUGGAAGUACUUGGGCCAAGGAUCAAACCAGUGCCACAGCAGCCACCCAGCCUGUUGCAGUGACAAUGCCGGAUCCUUAACCCACUGCGCCACAAUAGAAUUCCUGUUCUGUUUUAAACACAUUUAAAGAACAAAGCCCAUUUGUUUGUCCUAUAAAUUUUUCAUAGAACAAUGUUAUGUCAGAUAACUUUUUUUAGUUAAAAAUAGAAUGAAUGGUUAACAUACUGUGAGUUUUGCCAUCAAGUUUUGUUUUAAAAUAAUAUGAUGAAAUCAAAUACUAAAUUUGAAAGAUUAUGAGGAAAAAAUUUGAAGUUCCUUGGGCAGUACAUACUUAAAAUAUCAUGCAUGAUCAGGCCUUGUUCUUCUGGAGGAAAUUAUAGCUAAAUGUACUAAUUUGUUCUUAUUUUAAUCAUUAUAAGCAUCUAGAGAAUUCAGUAUGCUAAUUCAAACAUAGGUUCUACCCUGCUCAUACUAUCCAAUAUAAUAAUGGGCAUUUAUAUAGUAUAAUGUCUUGAGACUUACUGAAAUUCAGAUAACAAACACCUUUAGGCAAUGGGACUGUGUAAACAUAGAUAGCAGUUACCUGAAAUCUGUGAAAAUGAGUCAUUUAGUUAAAAAUAAUUUUACUAAAUUAUAGCAUCUCAGAGUAUCAUCCCUAAGGAUAAAUAUUUUUAGAUGAAAAAGAUUCCUGAUUUACCAGGAAUCAAACAUUUUUAAAAUGUAUGGGCCAAAAUGCAGGCUUUAGUCUUUAUAGGUAAAAUUUCUGUUUUAAAAACUAUAAACAUAGUUUGCUCUGUUUCUAAAAAAUGCUUUCAAAGUAUCUAUGUUUUAAAGCAUAAAGAAAAAGACUGGCUUCUUUCAUUGUCAUUUGUUUUGGCUUAGCAUUGUUCCCCCGCCCCACCGCCCCCCUGAGGAUAUAACCUAUAUACCAGCCAAGGCUUUGAUUGAGUGGUAAGUUGAGUGCUUUUAGAUUUAACUAUCAUAUAACAUAUCACUUUAGUUCUUAAGGGGGCACCUGAAUUAGUGUUGUAUAAAAACUGGGUAAAAUGACACUUGAUUGCCCCUGACAAUAAGGCAUUAAUUUUCUUGACAGGCUCUUGUAUUGUGAAUGUGUCACAUUUAUUUAUUAACUCAAAAGUUUUAUCAUUCUAAAUUUUCAUAUCCCCUGAAAGCUAGAUCAGUUGGGUGUGAUUAGGUGCAGUGUUUCCUUUACUAGGCGUAACUGUUGAUGUAUGCUUUAUAAGUUUUCUAAACCACAUUGAUUUGCUUGAGACAUAUAAAUUUGUUUUAUUUUGUUAAUGUCUGGAGCACACAUAUGCAGCUCUGAAGUUUACCCUUUUAACAGAAAUGACAUAGGAGAUGAAGUGAUAGACUGAAGGAGUGAAUAUCGUGGUUUCUUUGCACAUCCCAGGCCUUGGUCAUUCCCAUAGAACUGGCCAAGAAUCCUCACAGAGAAAUAUUUUAGUCUCUUAGUUAGUCUCGGAUUUAAUAUGAAUAGCCUGCUCUCCUUAAAAGUGUGAGAGUCUCACUGUGUUGAUUUUUUGUUACUCUGUAAUGAGAAGAUAGAUCAGAUCAAGAUCCUACUGUGCUGAUGAAGUCAGUUUAGAAGAGGAAAAGGUCACUGUUGUCUUAAUUUUAGAUUUACUGUACUUUUUUUUUUUCGUUGCCUGGCGGGAGGGUAUAGGUAAGACAGACUGCUCUUUAAACCUUUUCUCUUGGUGUACAAAUAAAAUUCUUGGAGUUAAGGGGAGGGCACAUUGUUAAAAUUGAUCGAUUUGAAGUUAAUAUUAAAAUUCAAUGUUGUGAUUUUUUUCAUAAAUCAAUUUAAAACUGUGUAAAUUAUUUUCUUAUCCUUCUUCCUUUCUUGCUCUUAUAUUUUAAAAACAUUGCCUUGAUGAAAACGACACAUUAGUGGGUAUAAGUUGAAAAUAAUAAUAUUCCCCAAGGCAUUGAAUUUUCUACAUGAGAAUAUGGCAGUAAUGAUUUAGAAAUGAUCUUGAGUGACUGGAGGAAUGCUAACCUCUUACUCCCCCCAUCCUCUGUUACGAUGUUAAUACAGGGGUUAGGAAUAUUAAAGACUUCCUCCUCUAGGAAGGGCUACCAGAGAAAGGUGUCCUCUGGGCUUUUAUUAAGGCAAAUAGAUCUCCAGAGGAAGCAUUUUGUGAAGACAGUGAGGCAUAGGGGAUUGUCAAUUGCUAAUUAGUAAUUAUAGUAGCAACAGCAGAGGUGAAGUAGAAAAAGCGUUGUCAGAAGGGAUAAUGGGAAAGAAGGCUCAUGGAAGAAGCAGCCCAGAGUAGAAUAAGCAACUAAAGACCAUAUUUGAGUCAAAGAGUGGCCAUAGAUAUGGGACUAUAGUGCAUACUGUGAUAAACUGGAUUUAGUCAGGUUUAUUUCUUGGGGUUUUUUUGUUUGUUUUGUUUUUUGGUUUUUGUUUUUGUUUUUAAUAGUCACAGGCAAAGGUAAGAACUGAUCUACUCUGUUUGAAAUCAGAUUGGGAGUCUAGAAUCCUGUAAACUCUACCUCUUUUUCCCUUGCCUGACUUCUUUCCCAUUAUCCUUUGUAUGGAAAGCUCAGACUAGUGUAAGAGAAAUGGAAAUAAUUGUCCUGAAAAGGCUAUAACAUUAGCUGUUAGAACGUUUUUCAACUAUAGAUAUUUCUAAAUGUAUGUCUAAAAGCAGGAACUCAAUUUUUUAAAAAAAACUUAAUAUCAUUAUCACACUUUAAAAAGUUAGAAUGAGUCCUUAAUUAUCAUCAUACACAUCAGAUUUCAGAUUUUUCCAGUUGUAACUUUGGCUUUUUGUGGGGGUUUUUUGGUUGAUUGGUUUGUUGGUUUUUUACAGUUUACUUGACUUAAAUAAGAUCCAUAUGUUGCAGUUGGUUGACGUAUCUCUAAAGUGUUUCUUAAUCUAUAGCUUUUCUCUCUCCAGAUUAAUAAUUGAUGAGACAUACUUACAGAUAUACGGUAUUGAUGAUCAGAGUAUCUACAUUGCAAGAAAACAGGAAAUGUUAGUAAUUAGCCAACUUAAUUCAAUGGUAAAUAACAUCUAUAUAGUUGUUUUCUGAGUUUGUCUUCUAAUCUGGUCUUGGAAAGUAAGUAUCCUGAUUAUCCUAUUCUGGUUAGGAAAAUAGAUCUUUAAUAAAAGUGGAAUGGUUGGUGAUUACCCUAGAUCCCCUUAGAAACUACUUUGAAAACUAAGAUCACUUGACUUUUUUAGCAGACUGAUGAAGAUGCUUUUGUCUUUCUUCUUUGUAUUACAUCCAGGUGUGAGUUUAAAAUAGGUUGCAUGUAGCCUGAAGAUGAAUAUGAUUUGUAGUGUAUUAGUCAGCAUAGAUUGUAUUAUGAAGUAGUGAGAAAAAAACCACAAAACCUCAGUGGUUUAAAACAACAAAGUUUAUUUCUUGUUCUCUUUGCAUGUCCAUAAUGGUCAGAGGUAUCUUUGCUUGUAAUAAUCACUUAGGGACCUUAUGGAGCAGCCACUGUUUCAAUCAGUGCUGAUCUUCACACUAGAAAUAAAGGGAGGAAAAAAAGAGUCCAAGGAGAUUGUGAAAUUAGUCAUCUAUGUGCCUCAGAGAAAAGAACUAGCUAUUGGUAAGCAGGACAAGUAAAUAUUGUAAGUAAUAAUUCUAUCACUGGACUGUUGGCAAAUCUAUUCAUCCAUUCAUUCAUUCACUUAUUUAUUCAUUCAUUAAUCACAUAUUUAUUGAAUGGAUGCCUUGUGCAUUUCACUGUACUAUACAGUGGAAAUAUUAAAGUGAACUGAUCAUUUUGCAUCCCUCUUCUCUAGGUUCUCAGAGUCUAGUAGAGACAAGAAGCAGGUUAUUUUCUAUAUUAGGAAUCAGCAAAGUAUCACCCACAGGCCAGAUCUGGCUUGCAGCCUGGUUUUAUAUGGCCCUUAAGCUAAAAAUGUAUUACAUUUUUAAAGGAUUGAAAAAACAAAUGAACAAAAAGGAAUAUGCAGCAGAGACUGUAAGUGGCCCACACAGCCUAAAAUAUUUACUGUAUGACCCUUUACAGUAAAAAACUUUGCUGACCUGUGUUCUGCAACAUCUGUUCAUAAAUUUGAUGCUCCUCAAACUAAGUAUUAUUUAGCUCAUUGUCAGAUAAAAGACACACAGUGAACUUGAAAGGCCAGGACAUCUCAACAGUGUGCCUUUUGUUUGAUCUGAUACUACAUUUCUGUGGAAAUAUAAAUCUUUUUCUGUGUUGCUGGAGUGCUGAUUUUAUUGUCAUCUUGAGGGGUGUUAUUACUGGGCAUUGGAGACAUAGGAUCUGUAUUAAUUUUAAUGCAUAGUUAGGUAGUCACAAGAAGGUCAGAGCCCUAAAAUGUAUAUAUUUAGAUGUUAAAGUAAUGAUUUGUUUGGGAACAGGAAGUAAAGCACCAUGAGGAUAUCUGCUUCCUUGGAGAAAUAGAACCUAAACUUUAUAGACUUUAGAAAUCAAGGGCAGUGGAUGGAAGUACACAUAAAAUCAGAUUUUUUAAAAAAAUUUUCCAUUCUAUGGACUGGGCUUCUCAAUUAAGGAUUAUAAUUGCAGAUACUUCUUAAACUGAACAAGGGGCUGAGGUUCAAAGUAUAUGGGAAUCAAAUCCUAUAUAUUAAAGUCCCUACUAUGAAAGAGGCACUUAAUAUAGAAGGACAAAUGAAAAGUCACUCCUGGUACUUCAAAUUCAAAAUAAAGGAACAGGAGUUCCCAUUGCGGCUCAGUGGAAACAAAUCUGACUAGUAUCCAUGAGGACGCAGGUUCGAUCCCUGCCCUCACUUGGUGGGUUAAGGAUCUGGUGUUGCUGUGGCUGUGCUUUAGGCCAACGGCUACAGCUCUGAUUCAACCACUAGCCUGGGAACCUCCACAUGCUACAAGUAUGGCCCUAAAAAGAGCAAAAAAUAAAUAAAAAAUAAAGGAAGAGGGUAGUCUUCAGAUUGAGAGGAAGAGAAUUGUAUAAAACAUAUCUGGUUUAUUCUAAAGCAAUUUUGGUGGAAAAGGCUCCAAAAUAUAUAACUUUUAUAUCACGUGGAGAGAAAAGAUGCCUUGAGCUUACACUUAUUACAGUCUCGUAUUAACUCUCAGAGGUCAAUUCAGUUGUAGCCCCAUUUUUUUUUUUUUUUUUUUUUUUUUGCAUUUUGGAUUAUAGAACUGUGACAGAUUCCCACCACUUUUAGGAUUCACAUAAAGUAUUCUAAUAUGUGAACUGUAGAUUGUGAAUGCCAAAAACAUCUGUUUAACAACAGUCUAUAUAUAUAUAGGAACCAAAUUUUUAUAGAUUUGUGGAAUAUUCUCAUUCAAAUCUGGAGCUUCAGAGCUUGAGUCCUUAAACAUUACUCUCUACUAUUUUACAAGGAAUAGAGUUUGUUUUCUUAACAAUUGCAAGCAUAUUUUUUUCAAGUGAUUCCUAAGGCUCUUUCUAGUUUUAUGGCUAUGACUGGAUGACAGACAAGGCUUUGGUCUAUGAUUCCAGUAACUCUGAUUAGAUUCAGAGCUUGUAUACUGAAUGUCCUGUGUACACUUGUUUACUUUAUGUAUUUUACCAGCCUUCUAUUUGUUUGAGGACCAGCAGAUUGCUCUAAAUACACCAAAUGUGCCAGUAUUUACUAUGGGUUAUGUAUGAUCUACUUUCCAUGGCUGUUGACUGCUGCUAUAUGUAAUUCUGAGAUUAUAAUUUAAAAUCACCUUUUCCUUAUGUCAGCAUUUUAUUGUUAAUUUGCAUUAACUGAACUGCCCUACAACUUAGCCACUGCAAAUGUACCAUUAUAUAACAAGGUCAUGGGACUGACUGCCCUUUGUACAGCAGCUAAAAUAGUCUAGUGUAAAUGUAUAAUCCCAUAUUUCUUUAAACACACAUCCUUUGAUCCUUUCAUGUGUCUAAUUUCUGCUUUUCAGAUUUAGCUUUUUGUUGGUAAUUGUGAAUUUCUUUUGGUUAAUGCUAAUUGUGAAUACCCAGUUUCACGUAACUGGGUAUCACAGCUAUAAUUUGGAAUCAGCUGAUAAUCCUGUCAUUGUGUUGGAAAAUUUAAUAUCAUAAAAGAAUAGGUGUAUAAUUACUGUCAAUAUUUUAUUAACUAUCACGAUAUUUUAUCAUAAAAAUAUUCAUGGAGAUGAAUGCUACACAGACUGGAACAAAUGACCAUAUACCUAACUUUUCAAGACACAUUGAAAGAAAAAAUAAUAUUCAGUAUUGUUGACUCAUCUUUCUCAUCUAUUCUCAAUUUUUAGCUUUUCUGUCUUCAUUUUGAGUAACUCACUGAAAUAUAUUUUCAGGUCAACCUCAUUAAAGUUUUUAAAACAAAAUUGAAAUGAUCAAGUGUCUGAAAUUAUUCAUUGCCACCUCGGCCAGUUAAUUCAUAAAAUGCUGACCUGGAAUUUCAGCAGAAUUAUUAAUAAUUUGGCUCUAUCUUCCAAUGUCAAAACCAUCAGCUUUAUGUUGCUAUUAUCCUGAGUACUAGAUUUGACCUAACUUCGUUCAUCCUAUCUUAUAUCAGUGACUUUCAAACGUUUUAGAGAAUGACAGUAGUGCUAGUGGGAGUAACCACCCCUAAGGUUAUUGGGUUAGAGAAGUGUAGUCAGUUGUAAUAAUACAAACUAGAGAAAGUAAAACUUCUUAGAAUAUUUUUGGGUAGUGGAUGAAUAUAGAAAAUAUGCCAUUUUCUGUGUGUCUGAAAUUCUCAAGUCAAAGAGGCAGUCUCUGUCUAUCCAUGGCAUCCCUAUUUCAGCUAUAGUGACCACUUUCCUGCCUACUAAAACUUGCCUUAGCCCAUUUUCAUUAGUGUCCAGACCCCUGAAACUCAUUUAAUUUUAAUUCAAUAAACCAUGUUGUCAUGUUAUUAAACACUAUCUCUAGUGCUUCUUUUGAAAUUAUUAAAACAAAGUCAAAACAGAAGAAAAACCUUUAGUCUUCUAAUGUAAAGGAAAUUUAAAAUUGAAAUGAAGGUGAAGUCUGAAGAUAACUGAAUUAGAGACAAGUGAUUAAUCUUUCCCUCAGUUAUAGCAAAUAGAUGUCCAUGACUUAAAAUGAUGAGUAAGUACUGGUCCAGCUGAGGCAUUUAUAUCUUGCAAUGCAAGAGAUGUAUUAAAAUCAUAACCUUCAAUAAAAUGUACAGAAACUCAUUGUGUUCUGUGCUUAGUUGUAAACAUGUCUUCUAUAGAUGGCAAGUUUCAGCUAACUUCAAAAAAUGAUCCAGGAGGAGUUCCCAUCGUGGCUUAGCAGAAACAAAUCUGACUAGUAUCCAUGAGGACUCAGGUUUGAUCCCUGGCCUCGCUCAGUGGGUUAAGGAUCCAGCGUUGCCGUGAGCUGUGGUAUAGGUCACAGACGUGGCUUGGAUCCUUUCUUGCUGUGGCUGUGGUGUAGGCCAGCAGCUGUGGCUCUGAUUUGACCCCCUAGUCUGGGAACUUCCAUAUGCCGCAUGUGUGGCCCUAAAAAGACAAAAAAACUAAAAAAACUAAAAAAAAAAAAAAAAAAAAGAUCCAGGAAUAUUGAGUCAUGAGAGAAGCAGAAGUUUUAAUUUGAAUAAAUAUUCCUUUCUUUAAAAAGUGUGAUUCAUUAGUUUUCUGAACUUGUGAGUUAUAUUUUUGGAACCUAGUAUUUUAAUAAUUGAUAAAUAAAUGGUUAUUAUUACAAAAAAUGACCUCAUUGAUUUUGCCAUUAACUUUAACAGCAAAUCUAAAGUACAAAUGUGUUGUAAUGUAAAUACAACAUUUAUUAUAUUAAUAAUACUUGAACAAUACUUCUAGCAUCAUAUUUUAACCUAGCAUACUUUAGGCUUAAAAUUUUAGAAUGGAGUCUCAAUUUAAAGACUAGUUAGGCUUAAAAUAGAUGUUUUACUUACAUUUUUAAGAUUUUUAGGUGAUUUGGGAGAAAGAUAAAUACAUAUGUGUUUCUUUUGCUAAUUUGUGGAUCUCCUGAAUUUUAAAGUAAACAAAAAUUGUGAAGAAAGGAAAAAUGCUUAAAAUCAAAUAAAAAUAUUCAAAAUUAUUGCAUAUUAUAAUUACAACUAUGUAAAUAUCCAACUAUUUAAACAUUAAAAAUGUUAGAAGGUAAUGUAGCGAAAUCCCGAAUGAUUGUUUUAAGUUGCUAAGAUUAGGGCCCUUUUUUUCUCUCUUCUAGAUUCCAAUAUUUCUGUAAUAUGGUUGUUACAUUUAUGAUGAGAAUAAAUAUGUUUUUACAAAAUGUAUUAAAAGAAGCUAGGAUUAAAUAUAGAAAGCAUUUGCUGUUUCUAAUUAUGGCAAAUGUUUCAAAGGCACUUAUAUUAAAUGUAAGGAUAAUUCAUGUACUCGAAAGACCAUACUUUCUUUGGUGUAUAGUUCAGUAUAAGAAGCAGCUCGUGGCUUACUGUGUCAGGGUGCUAGCAGUGUAAAAGUGGUUAAAUAGAUGUCAACUUGUUUAUUUUCUUCUUCAAGCAUCAGCAUUCCCCCAAACACCUAAAUAAAAACUAUGAGAAUGGGGUUCUUUUCUGUCUUUUUAGAUUGUUGCAUCCUUAAGCAUUUAGAAUCAUUUCUGGGAUAUAGUAGGAGCACAAUGAAUAUAUGUUGAAUAAGCAAAUAACACAUGAGAUAUGCAAUUAACUCCUAAUUAAUUAUGUUACAUUAUAAAUUACUGAUGUUGCCUGUCCCCUACCAUUUCCCCUAGUUUAAGCUGUAAAACCAGGGGACUGUGAAAUUUGUCACAAGUAUUAAAGAAACUUGAACUAUAGAGAAUGUAUCCACGUGAAGCCAAGCAAAAUCAACCCUGUUAAGCAGUUAUAUAUAUUUCCAUCACUCAUAGCAAAACAUCUGACUCUGAGGAAGAAUGAGAGUACAGUUGGCCCUCAGUAUUGGUGGGUUCCACAUCCAUGGAUACAGAGGGCCAACUAUGGAAUUUGAGCAUUUGUAGAUCCUCAGUGGGUCCUGGAACCAUUAUUCUGCAAAUACCAAAAGACUACCAUACAUUAAGAAAGGCAGAGAGGGAUUUCGCAUCAUGGCACAGUGGAAAUGAAUCUCACUGGGAAGCACGAGGUUGUAGGUUCAAUCUCUGGCCUCUCUCAGUGGUUUAAAGGUCCAGCCAUUGCCAUCAACUGUAGUGUAGGUCACAGACACGACUCAGAUCUGGUGUUGCUGGGGCUGUGGUGUUGGCCAGCAGCUGCGGCUCUGAUUCGACCCCAAGCCUGGGAACCUCCAUAUACCUUGGGUGUGGCCCUAAAAAGACCAAAAAAAAAAAAAAAAAAAAAAGAGAGAAGUGUUAGACACACCCUAUAAAUCCUAAUCUGCUUUCUAUAAAUGGACCCUGUAUUGCAGCAAAACCCAAGAUGCCAGGCACUCAGAAGGCUUCCUAGAUUGUUCUUUGCAUGCUUAGAUGGCCUGAUGCACUCUACUCUGGGGCUACCUCAAGGUCAUUGUACUCAUCCUUCUAUUUCUUCCACAUAGUGCUCACUGCACUAUCACUCAUGCUUUUGUGGCGGAAUUUCAGGUAUCUUAGCACACAAACCAUACAAAAUAACAGUAACUACUCUUUUUGAAAGUGAUUGCAUUAAUUUGAUUAAUUGAUUAUAGGUAAAUCAUUUAAUCUUCCUCUCAGCCAACAUACUCAUUAUUUCCUUUUAUUAACUUCAAUGUGAUGUGUAAAUAAUUUUUUUAGAGUCUUCUGAAUUUUUCCAUUUUCAUUUGUUCUAUAGUCUCAUUCUUUUUGUUUGCUGUGUCCUACCAUGCUUCUUUCCUCUUUAAGGAAAUUUUUCACACUUCAUGUGCCAAAGCCAGAGGCAUUUUUCAUGAAUCCUCUAAACUUCAUCAAAGUAUAUUCCUUUCUCUAGUCCUACAUCUCUAAAAUUUUAGGCUGAGACUGCUCUCUCCAGAACCACUGGAAUGUUUAUAUGAGAGGGUCUGUCAAUAUGAAACAUGAGUUUUCUAAUUCUUGUCACUCAUUCAGUGUUUUCUGUGAUAACGUUCCUUUUCUAGGGCACAUACCCACCUCCGUGUCAAGCUUCCUUCAAGUCUCUCUGUUGCUUUUGGCUCUGACAGGUUCUCUAUAAACUCCUCAGAUUUUUGCCAUUUGCCCAGGACCACGAGCAUCUCAUUGUGGACUGUUCUUCAUUUCAGAUGGUCCUAGUUCCCAUUAUUCAUCUUUUGGCCCUUCUCUAUCUUUGAUGAUUUACAUUAGCUCAUUCUUAUACCUAUUCAGUCAUUCAACAGACAUUUAUUGAGUCAGUAUCAUGCACCAGAGCUGUGCAGGGUGUUAGGGUAAAAGGUAAAAGGAGCAAACAUGGUCCAAAACCGUAGGGAGUUUUCUCCCCAGUUGAAAGAUAAAACGUAACCUCACACUUACUUCCAUUACUUAAUCUGCAUGUGAUUUCAGGGGAAAAAGGCUUUUAUUACAGAAAUUUCUUGUUCAUUUACAACCCCAAAAGGAAUAAUCUUUUCUUUUUUCUGGUAGCCUUGGCACAACUGCAAGACCAUUUUGCAUGUGUCCAACAAAAUGAGUAGCCCCUAUAAAAGUCAUGUUAAUAAUAAAAACCCCUAUAGGACAAUAGAGGGGGUGACUCUUCUUCCCCCUCCCAGCUGUCCUGGGAGCUGUUUGUUUUCUCAUAAUAAAGACUUUGCUUGCCUAAAAAAAUAAUAAUAAUUAAAACCUAUACUCAUUAGGCAUUGUGCUUUUGUCCAUUAUAGGCAUGAUUUCCUAUGAUCCUCACAACAAAUUUAUGAAAAAAUGGGCACAAAGAAGUUAAGUUGCUUGCCCAUAGUUUUUCAGAGGGUGGAGGUUUAAAUUCAAGUCUGUUCUGUCCCAGAAUCUGAACUCUUGUGGCUCAUGUUAGCUGAUUUCUAUCACAUUUGAAAUUAAUCAAAAGUUAAAUUUAUAAAAUUUGCAUUCCCCCUUUGCCCUUAUUAAACAUCCAGUAUAUCUGCUGUAUAAAAUGUUAUGGAAUCUUAGUUUCAAAAGUCAAGAUUUAACCAUAUCACAAACCUACUUUUUGGUUGGUUGAUUGUGAUUAUGAGAGAGAUUAUGACUUUUGAAACAUUGGGAAAUAUUUACUAUCAGGUGGAAAAUAUUUUUGUGAAAGGCUUGACUGCAUAUUAGUAUUAUUUUUUUAUUUUAAAUUGUAACCUCUGAAAGUCAGUAGAUAUAUUUUCUUUGUUAAAUUUUUUUUAAAAUGAGAAGGCAUCAUACUUGUUUCCUCCCAAGUAAAUUAUGUAUAUUUUUCACUUUAUAAUAUUCACUUAACAUAUUUCAUCUAUAAAUUAGACAGAACAUCCCAGUCAAGGCCCUAUGUUCCCUUCUACCCUUAUUAAAAUAUUUCUCUUUUUAUUCAUUGUAUAAUUAAAGAAAAAUAUUUUUUAAUCCUUCACAUUUUUACUCUCAGGAAACUCUUUCUGCUAGGUACAGAUUACACAAAGUAAUUGAAGACCUGGUUUAGAAAUACUAUAUAAGUCUUUUUUGCCUGUUUGCAGUUUAACAGUUUCAUUUUGUAGAAUACAGAUUUAUGUAGUACUUAAAAGCAUGGGACUUGAAGUCAAAUAACAAGAUCCCUGCCCUUUUUUGCCAUUGAUACUGGGCAAAUGACUUAACUUUUUCCAUGCUUCUAUUCUCAAAUAGGAUGCCACCACCUUCCUGUGACAUGCCUACCUUGAAACUUCAUCUUUAUAUUGGGAUUAUAAAGUUCUACCCAACCAGAAUUUAAAUAUUCCAAAAACAAAGACAUAAAACAAAAGAUGCUUAUUGAGGAUAUCAUUUUCUGUGUGUGGGAAUUAGAUACUGAAGGUUACAUGGUUUACAGACAAGAUCUUUAAAAAGAGACAUUCAAGGACCAAGGAAAUAAAUACCAGAAACCAAGAGCACAGAGUAUUUUCCUUCAUCAAUCCAUAGACUCUUCUCUAGUUUAAUCAAACACAAAAGAAUGACCACCUUGGCAAAUGGCCACAGAGGAUGUCAACAAUUUUUUGGAGAGAGAAGAGGUACUCCUUUAUAGGGACUCAUAAAGGCAUAGAGCAUCCAGAGAUUUACUGCCUCCACUACACUGCUGGGUCUCACAGCACGUGUUAUGUUUUCAUCUGUUUCUCUCCAGAAGAGGUUGGAAACGCAAGUGCCUACAGAGGCCAGGCUGGUGGGAAUGAAGCAGGAAGCCACUGCAGUGAACUGGAGAACCAAGUCCUUUGUGAGGGAGCAGCCACUGCUCCGUUCCAGAUAAUUGUUGCAAGGCAGGAAUGUUGACCUAGUGUUACCACAUUGUCCAGUUUCUCAGGCUACAUUAUUGGAAUUUUGAAGACAUGAAAACAUCAGGUGAACCAACCUACAACAUCUUGGAUUCAGAUUGGAAGAUGAAGAGAAAGUUUAAAGAAUGUGGUCUAUAAAGGCGGGUAGUACCUGGAAAUAUUAACUGACUCACACUGUAAAAAUGAGACCAGUUUCUAAACAUUAGAAGUUAGUCCAACAUCAAGGUUCAAGACAAAAUGUUGAACUAAAACUUACACUCCUCUCCUCCCCCACUUCAGACAGGUACCAGCAUUGGUGAGCAUGAUGUUCUUUAGUCAGAAGCACUUGUUUUCACCCGUGUAGACCAUGCUUAAGAAUUAAACAUCGGUCACUUAAUGCAGAGUAUAAUGGGAAACUGAUUUUUUCUAAAAUGGCAGAUUUCAAGGACUUGGUUCCAAACUGAGCCGAAGCUUCCCAAUGCAUUUUGUGCAGUCUGGGGAAAACUGUGCUGCAUUGGCCAUUUUUGAAGGCCAUGAUGCCCUGUAAGAUAAGGAUAUCAUCUUAUUGCUGAUAUCUUUGGGGAGUCCCAAGCAGACACAGAAAAUGAAUGGAGGCAAGGAGUGUGACGGAGGGGACAAGGAUGGAGGUCUUCCAGCUAUACAAGUUCCUGUGGGUUGGCAGCGACGCGUGGAUCAAAAUGGAGUGCUUUAUGUCAGUCCCAGUGGGUCUUUGUUAUCUUGCUUGGAGCAGGUUAAAACAUACCUGCUUACUGACGGAACAUGCAAGUGUGGCUUGGAAUGUCCUCUUAUUCUUCCCAAGGUGUUUAAUUUUGAUCCUGGAGCUGCUGUGAAACAGAGAACUGCAGAAGAUGUUAAAGCAGAUGAAGAUGUCACAAAGCUAUGCAUACAUAAAAGAAAAAUCAUUGCAGUGGCCACACUUCAUAAAAGCAUGGAAGCCCCACAUCCUUCUCUGGUGCUCACCAGUCCCGGAGGAGGAACAAAUGCAACUCCAGUAGUACCUUCACGGGCCGCAACUCCAAGAUCUGCAAGAAAUAAAUCUCAUGAAGGAAUUACAAAUUCUGUAAUGCCUGAAUGUAAGAAUCCUUUCAAGUUAAUGAUUGGAUCAUCAAAUGCCAUGGGAAGGCUAUAUGUACAAGAACUGCCUGGAAGCCAGCAACAAGAACUCCACCCUGUCUACCCCCGGCAAAGAUUGGGCAGCAGCGAACACGGACAGAAAUCUCCAUUCCGUGGCAGCCAUGGAGGCCUGCCCAGCCCAGCGUCAUCAGGUUCCCAGAUAUAUGGAGAUGGCUCAAUCUCUCCAAGGACUGACCCACUUGGAAGCCCUGAUGUUUUCACAAGAAGUAAUCCUGGUUUUCAUGGAGCUCCCAAUUCCAGUCCUAUUCACCUGAAUAGGACUCCUCUUUCUCCACCUUCAGUAAUGCUACAUGGUUCUCCUAUACAGUCAUCUUGUGCAAUGGCUGGAAGGACUAAUAUACCUCUUUCCCCAACCUUGACUACAAAGAGUCCAGUAAUGAAAAAACCAAUGUGUAAUUUUUCAACUAAUAUGGAAAUACCACGAGCAAUGUUUCACCACAAACCACCCCAAGGCCCACCUCCCCCUCCUCCACCUUCUUGUGCUCUUCAGAAAAAGCCAUUAACAUCCGAAAAAGAUCCACUUGGCAUUCUUGACCCUAUUCCUAGUAAACCGAUGAAUCAGAACCCUGUUAUCAUUAAUCCAACUAGUUUCCAUUCAAAUGUCCACUCUCAGGUACCUGUGAUGAAUGUAAGCAUGCCUCCUGCUGUUGUUCCUUUGCCAAGUAAUCUCCCUUUGCCAACUGUAAAACCUGGUCACAUGAAUCAUGGGAGUCAUGUACAGAGAGUUCAGCAUUCAGCUUCAACCUCCCUGUCCCCUUCUCCAGUGACAUCCCCAGUGCACAUGAUGGGGACUGGAAUUGGAAGGAUUGAGGCAUCGCCCCAAAGAUCACGCUCAUCUUCCACAUCAUCAGAUCACGGAAAUUUCAUGAUGCCACCUCUAGGACCCCAGGCCACGUGUAGUGGUAUUAAGGUUCCACCCAGGUCACCAAGGUCAACGAUAGGGUCCCCAAGGCCAUCAAUGCCAUCAAGCCCUUCUACCAAGUCCGAUGGACAUCAUCAGUACAAGGAUAUCCCUAACCCAUUAAUUGCUGGAAUGAGUAAUGUACUAAAUACCCCAAGCAGUGCAGCUUUUCCUACUGCAUCUGCCGGAAGUGGUUCUGUAAAGAGUCAGCCUGGUUUGCUGGGAAUGCCUUUAAAUCAGAUCUUGAACCAGCACAAUGCUGCCUCCUUUCCAGCAAGUAGUUUACUCUCAGCAGCAGCCAAAGCACAGCUAGCAAAUCAAAACAAACUUGCUGGUAACAACAGUAGCAGCAGUAGCAAUUCUGGAGCUGUUGCUGGCAGUGGCAACACUGAAGGACAUAGCACUUUAAACACCAUGUUCCCUCCUACUGCCAACAUGCUUCUCCCAACAGGUGAAGGGCAAAGUGGUCGAGCAGCACUAAGAGAUAAGCUGAUGUCUCAGCAAAAAGACUCAUUGCGAAAAAGAAAACAGCCACCUACCACAGUGUUGAGUUUGCUCAGACAGUCUCAAAUGGAUAGUUCUGCAGUUCCUAAACCUGGACCCGACUUGCUAAGGAAGCAGGGUCAGGGAUCGUUUCCCAUCAGUUCCAUGUCUCAGUUACUACAGUCUAUGAGUUGUCAAAGCUCUCACUUGAGUAGCAAUAGUACCCCGGGUUGUGGGGGCUCAAAUACUGCUUUGCCUUGCUCUGCUAACCAGCUGCAUUUUACAGAUCCCAGUAUGAACUCCACUGUUCUUCAGAAUUCACUGACACAGAACAUACCUUUAAGAGGGGAAGCCGUGCACUGCCACAAUGCAAACACUAACUUUGUUCACAGUAACAGUCCAGUCCCAAACCACCAUCUUGCAGGUUUAAUCAAUCAGAUUCAGGCUAGCGGGAACUGUGGGAUGCUCAGUCAGUCGGGCAUGGCUUUAGGAAAUUCAUUACAUCCCAACCCACCUCAGUCAAGAAUUUCAACGUCCUCCACUCCAGUGAUACCAAACAGCAUUGUUAGCAGCUAUAAUCAAACAAGUUCUGAAGCAGGCUGUUCAGGACCAUCAUCCUCCAUAGCCAUAGCUGGCACCAACCACCCCGCCAUCACAAAGACAACAUCUGUUCUUCAAGAUGGCGUCAUAGUCACCACCGCAGCCGGAAACCCACUGCAGAGUCAGCUGCCAAUUGGGAGUGAUUUUCCAUUUGUUGGCCAGGAGCACGCACUUCAUUUUCCAUCCAACAGCACUUCAAACAACCAUCUUCCACACCCCUUGAACCCCAGCCUCCUCAGUUCUCUACCUAUCUCUUUGCCAGUGAAUCAACAGCAUCUCCUAAACCAGAAUCUAUUAAAUAUCCUCCAGCCUUCAGCAGGAGAAGGCAAGUCUGAGAUCAACCUCCACCCUUUAGGUUUUCUCAACCCGAAUGUAAACGCUGCUUUAGCUUUUCUCUCCAGUGACAUGGAUGGGCAGGUCUUGCAGCCUGUUCACUUUCAACUCUUAGCAGCCCUGCUUCAGAACCAAGCCCACGCAGCUGCCAUGCUUCCCUUGCCAUCUUUCAAUCUGACCAUCUCAGAUCUUUUGCAACAGCAAAACACCCCUUUACCCUCAUUAACACAGAUGACAGCCCCACCAGACCAUUUGCCAAGCAAUCAGUCAGAGAACAGCCAAGCUGAGACCCUUUUAACCAGCCCCCUGGGGAACCCUUUACCAAGCUUUGCAGGCAGUGACACUACUUUUAACCCCCUGUUACUCCCAGCUGUCACUGGGGCCUCAGGAUUAAUGACCUUGAAUCCCCAGCUGUUGGGAGGUGUCCUGAACUCGGCAUCGGCCAACACCGCUAAUCAUCCAGAGGUUUCCAUAGCAACUUCUUCCCAGGCAACCACUACCACAACCACUACAUCAUCAGCAGUGGCAGCACUGACUGUCUCAACACUUGGUGGGACAGCAGUGGUGUCAAUGGCAGAAACAUUGCUGAAUGUAUCUAAUAAUGCUGGGAAUACAUCUGGUCCAGCUAAACUCAACAGUAACUCUGUGGUGCCACAGCUACUUAACCCUCUACUGGGGACAGGUCUGCUUGGUGACAUGUCCUCAAUAAACAAUACUUUGAAUAACCAUCAACUGACUCAUCUACAGUCGCUGUUAAACAACAAUCAGAUGUUUCCUCCAAAUCAGCAGCAGCAGCAACUUCUUCAGGGGUACCAGAAUCUUCAGGCAUUUCAAGGACAGUCCACAAUUCCUUGCCCAGCUAACAAUAACCCCAUGGCUUGUCUGUUUCAGAACUUUCAGGUGAGAAUGCAGGAAGAUGCAGCUCUCCUAAACAAAAGAAUAAGCACUCAGCCGGGGCUCACAGCACUUCCCGAAAAUCCAAACACUACACUUCCACCUUUCCAAGAUACAUCUUGUGAGUUGCAAUCUCGGAUUGACCCAUCUCUCAGUCAGCAGGUGAAGGAUGGUCUUGUUGUGGGUGGCCAAGGUGAUGCUUCUGUAGAUGCUAUUUACAAAGCCGUUGUUGAUGCAGCCAGCAAAGGAAUGCAGGUUGUCAUCACCACUGCAGUCAACAGUACAACUCAGAUCAGCCCCAUUCCAGCUCUGAGUGCCAUGAGUGCCUUCACUGCUUCAAUUGGUGACCCCUUAAGUCUCCCCAGUGCUGUCAGUGCGGUCAUUCAUGGACGAAACAUGAGCAGUGUUGAUCAUGAUGGGAGGCUGAGGAAUGCAAGAGGGGCUCGGCUGCCCAGCAAUCUGGACCAUGGGAAAAACUCAAAUGAAGGAGAUGGGUUUGAAUAUUUCAAGUCAGCAAGUUGCCACACAUCUAAAAAACAAUGGGAUGGGGAGCAAAGCCCUGGAGGGGAACGAAACAGGUGGAAGUGUGAGGAAUUUUUAGAUCAUCCAGGCCAUAUCCACAAUAGUCCUUGUCACGAAAGGCCCAACAAUGUCUCUACACUGCCAUUUCUGCCUGGGGAACAGCACCCAAUACUGUUACCACCAAGAAACUGUCAAGGGGAUAAAAUUCUGGAGGAAAAUUUCAGGUAUAAUAACUACAAAAGAACUAUGAUGAGUUUUAAGGAGAGACUAGAGAACACUGUGGAAAGAUGUGCACACAUUAAUGGGAACAGACCUCGACAGAGUCGGGGCUUUGGAGAGCUGCUGAGCACCACAAAGCAAGACCUGGUCCUAGAGGAACAAUCUCCGAGCUCCUCAAAUAGCUUGGAAAGUUCUCUGGUCAAAGACUACAUCCAUUACAAUGGAGACUUUAAUGCCAAAAGCAUUAAUGGGUGUGUACCUAGCCCUUCAGAUGCUAAAAGCAUCAGUAGUGAAGAUGACCUAAGGAAUCCAGACUCCCCCUCUUCAAAUGAGUUGAUACAUUAUAGGCCAAGGACGUUCAACGUUGGCGACUUGGUCUGGGGCCAAAUCAAAGGACUGACUUCCUGGCCUGGAAAAUUAGUAAGAGAAGACGACGUUCACAGUUCUUGUCAACAAAGCCCCGAGGAAGGGAAGGUCUGGGUAAUGUGGUUUGGUGUUCAUGCCUUCACUCAGGUGGAGCCGGAGAAGUUGAAGACACUAACAGAAGGUUUAGAAGCCUACAGCCGAGCCCGGAAAAGGAACAGAAAAAGUGGAAAGCUAAAUAACCAUUUAGAAGCUGCUAUUCAUGAGGCCAUGAGUGAACUGGACAAAAUGUCUGGGACUGUUCACCAAAUCCCACAGGGAGACAGACAAAUGAGACCCCCCAAACCCAAGAGGAGGAAGAUCUCCAGAUAACAGGGACUACUCCACCCAUGUGCAGUGUUUAUUAAAGGAGUGUGCACAGAGAGAACUGUCUAUAAGUAUUGAUACAGCCUCUGUUAUAUCAAUAUUUAUAUGAUGGCAGACAGUUACCACCACCACAGGGUGCUAAAAGAAACAGUGAUACAGUAUUUUUUUGAUCAGGAAGGAUAAAGAAUGCUUGAGAACCAAUCAGGAUCCCCUGAAUGAUGAAAGUGAUAAAUGGUCAAGAGAUUACUGAGAAACUCUUUUUUUCUACAGUACUAAAAUUGUGAUUAUAAGAAAUAGUCCAAAUGUUUCUGAAGAAUUUUCAAUGUUGUAUAUAGAAAAUACAGAAUUUCAUGGUGAUAUCAGAAAUGUAAAUAUUGUACAAUAUUGUCAUGUACAAGCGUACCUAAUGCACACUUUAUCUUUUAUUGUACAAAGAAAUAGUGUACAAAAUUCUUUGGUUUCUAUGGAGUACACCUACCAGAGACUACAAGUGUAAAGUGAUAAAUAAAAAUACAACCUAAAUGCUUUUCUAUGAUAAUGUAAAAGAUGCUGUUUUUGUAUUUAACAGCAGAGAAAAGGCAUGAUAAUGUAUUACCUGAAUUAUGACAUACACUGCACACCACUGAGUGUCCAUUUAUAUUGUCUGUUUGGAAUGAACCUUGCCUGGAAGCACUGGACUUGAUUUCGGGUGUCUAGGAAAUCAAAACCUUGCAGAUUUCUAACGGAACGAGGGCUCACAGGUCUAAAUUAAGAAUUCAGAAACUGCAACCAUUUGUUGCAUAUUUUUUUUACCUAAGUUUUAGACUAGAAUAGGUUUUAUAAAAAAUCUUAGAUGAGAUAUUUUACUCAGUCAUUUCUGUAGUUAACAUUUGAUAGCCACCUUUUGAACUAGAUAGCAUAUGCUGCACUACCAUUGAUGCUCAGAGUUGAGGUUUUUUUGCAAACAGUACUUGACAAGAUCAAACUUUCUGUUGCCAUACAUGGAGGCAGAGCCCCACUUUGAAAUUAUUUUCAGAGGCAAGGCUGAUUAUAAUUCAGUUUUUCUGUGUAGCAGCAAAAAUAAGUAUGAACCAUCAAAGCAAGUUUUAUAUCCAUUCAUCAGUAUUACUUACACCAGAGGUUAAGGGUGGCUUACAAAAUUAUUAGCAGUGGUAAUUUUUUAUCAGUAUUAUGUAACAUAUCAGAUUUAUUUUAUUUAAAGAAUUAUUUAUACCAUUAUCAGAUUCUUAUAUAUAUAUUAAUGUGGCUGAAAUGUGCAGGUUGAAUCUAUUAACCAAAUUAUUUAUAUUAUAUUAAGUAAGAAAAAAAAUGUGAAACAAAUGUAGAGAGAAAAUACUACAUUGCAAGCAUACAAACCUAAAACUGUGAGCCAUUGUAAAGUACAAGGUUAUUAAUAAGAAAUGUAGCACAACAUAAUUUUCCAUCUUUUUUCCCACAGUUCUUUUGUGGUGGUGGUAUAACCCUAUCUCCCAGGCAAUUGAGCCAAGUUUCAGGCUUCCAGCCUGACUUCAACUGAUGGAUUGUCCAGGAAGGGAUCCCUUUUCCUUUCAUUUUUAGAACCACCAACCCCACUUCCAAGCCCUUAACCCUCUGGAGAGCUCUGCCUCUUCCCCUAACCUGGAGCUCACUGGACAGCUUAAUGCUCCAGCUGCAGGGGGGACCUUCCAUUGGUAGCUUCUGAACCCCCUAAUGCCCCUCACUUCCCUUCUCCUCUUCUCUCAUCCACCUCACCCCCAACUCCUCAGUCCAUGAUGUAGCAGAGUUCCAGUAACUCAGGAAAAAGGAGACCAAGGUCAUUCCCCCAUGUGGUUUCUUGGGGCCACAGCACAGAGCACUCCACCUGGGCUCACUUUUGAUAUCAACAGCUCUUAGUUCUUCCCCUGGGUCUCCUGUGUCUCUCUGUCCUUUCCACCCCCACCCCCACCCCACCCCCAAGCCUGAUGGAAUGCAACUGGCCACACUGGGCUUCAUGGCCUGGAGGCAGGAACCCUUCCUUCUGGGGGUAGGUUGAGUUUGUCUUUGGUGUCAUGGUGGGAUUAGCUGCCUGGUCCUUCCUUCACACGGUCACCCAAAGUAACCUUUUGUGUUUAGUUAACAUAUUUUUGUUAUAAGUUGAUGUGCUUGGUAUGUUUAAACCAUUAAUGUUGUCCUUUUUUUGUGGGGUUUUUUUUUUUUUUUUUUUUUUUUGCAUCAAUCUGCUUUUCUACUGUUCAUCCGCAUGGUUGAUUUUCUUCACAGAUUCACAGCAUACGUGUGUUUGUGUUUUAGGAGUGUCUGCAUAUAUGUGGGGGGUGGUGUUGAUAUGUAGAAGUUUUUUUAACCUUUGCUUUUUGUCAACAGUCCGAGUUUGUGUCUACCAAGCCUUCUUUUUACUAUUUUAAGCUAAUUAGGUUUGUGUUUCUCUCACCCAUGUAUACUUUACAUCAGAGACAAUGUAAAGUAUGUUUGUGCCCAUGAUGUCACUGGUUGCUUGCGGCUUCAUGUGGGUGCUAGGUGUUGUUUCAGUCCACGUGGGUUUUUUUUUUUCCUCUCUUUUAAUAGUUAUUCAAUCUCAUGUAAGCAGUUAAUGCAAAUAUUGUUAGCAUUACAGGUCAUGCAGUGCUGUAACAUUUUUUUAAAUGUUGCACCUACUUUACAAUUAAAACAUUGGUCACUCAUACUUGAAUUUUGCCCACACAGCCAUUUCUUUAUCUUUGUAUUAAAGCCAAUUCAUUUUUUUUAAAUGAAGCCUAGCCCUUUGACCUUAGUACAUUUUUUAUUUCCGAAAAUAAACUUUUUUUCAACCAAUCUGAGAAUGGAAACAGAAAGAAAAGUUUUUGCACCUUUAGAAACGUAAUAGUCCCUCUUGGAAAAGGAAAUCUAAUUUUGCUUUGAGCCCUUUAAAAGUUUUAGGAAGCACAAGGAGAAUAAACUACACUUUUCAGUGGUUUUUAAAGAUUAUUUCAAAUGUGUGAGACCUAAUUGAGCAACUUUUGUUUAAUUUGUCUUGUUUGUAGCAUUAAAAGCAAUCGGUUUUUAUUUAUUUAGAGGGACAUUUUUGGCUUGUACUUUUCAGUCUCAUUGUGCAUGUAAAUUCUUUGAGAAGAAUACUCAUCCCUUGUGAUGUCAUGGGCCACUUUUAGUCUUUCAUUUGAACCCUGACUUUGAGUUAUUUGCUAUGUCUGUGUUCUAAGUAAACACAGUUUCUUUUUUUGAACAUAACACUGCAGAAUGUGGGGAGAAGUAGAGGGUGGUUAUUCUGCUUUCUGUAAGUUUUAUGAAGAUUCUCAGCUGACUUAUCCCAUGAGGUGAUUCUUUUUUCAUUUCAGACCACAGUAACACGUUUUCGUUAACUUUGGUGAUCUUCCAUGCAGUUUGCAAUGUGCCCUUGUAAGCCACAAGUGGUUUUGCAUUGAUAUUUUUAAAUCUAAAAUAUUAAGAUGCUGGUGACAUUGCUCUUUCUGUAAAGAAAGCCAAGAUUCUAGACCUUACCAAAAAUCUGAUAUCCUGUUCGUUUUGCCCAUUUAUGCCCAAAUGGUGUAAUGCAAGACUCAAGACUUUUCAAUGUAAUGUAUAAAAUGAGUUGUGCAUUACUUGAUUCAUUUGGGGACCAGAAGCAAAUAAUAUCAAUCAGCCAGAACUGUAAUAUUGAAUUAGUCUAUCUUUUUCUUUCAUUCACUCUAUCACAUUUGCAUUAGCCAAAGAGAUAAGAACAUUAGUAAUUCAUAUGUGUAAACAACCCAGAAGUGAAUAUUCAAUCAGUGAGCCAAAAAGCAAUAAACAACUCAAGCAUGGGAAAUCCUGCUAACAGUGGGAAGUCUGAUAUAGAAAAAAAUAUAUAAAAAGCAUUAUCUUCAAAUAUGAAAGAUUAACUUGUAUCUACUGUAAAUAUGUAUUAUCAGCCUUAUCUGCUUUUAUACACACUGUGUGUGUACUGCAGUGACCUUUUAUAAACCGAAAAAAUGGUUGAUUUAAUAAUUUGUUAUGUAAAUACAAAGUUGUCUAUAAAUUGGAAAAUUUGAUGCCAGAUGGCUUCACAAUAUACAAAUGUGUUUUGUAACAUCAUGCCUUUAUGGAUUAAGUCUAAAUACACUGGAUUGUCUGUGUAGAAGAGUAGCAAUCUACAUUUCACCUGCAUAUCAAAUGGAUAUUUUUGUCCAAAUGGUUAUACUUUAGGAAAAGAAAAUGACCUGAACAUUUUCAGUGUGAAACAAAUAUGGUUUUGAAUUCACCAAAACUUCUUUUCAUGUUCAAGAGUCUGUUCAGUUCCACACUAAAUGACUCGUAUUAAGAGAUUUCCAUAGCAGAUUCAUGGGUUUGAGGCUGGGAUCUGCCUAGGAAGCCUCCCCAAACUGAAAUAUUCUAUUGUAGAGAUAGGUUGUGCAUCUUAAUUUCUAAAUCACAGGCAGGGGAAGAACCACAGUCUUCUUAUUGCUUUUUAAUUUAUUCUUCUCUUCUUUGUUUUCAUACAUCAUGGAAAACACCACACAGGCAAGCAGGGCCUGGUUCUCUUGCGCUAAGGUGGCUACAGAGUGUCACCCCGACUCAGGGCUGCUCAACACCACUGACAUUUUGGGUGAGCUCAUUCUUUGCACAGGGGCUGUCCUGUGCAUUGUAGGAGGUUUGGCAGCCUCCCUUAGCUCUACUCACCAGAUGCCAGGAGCAUCCCUUCUAAAUUGUGACAAUCAAAAUUGACUCCAGACAUUGCCAAAUAUCUCUGGGGGUGUGAGGUGGGGCGGGGGUGGGAGACAAAGUGAUAUUUGAAAACCACUGCAUUAGUAGAAUCAGUGAUGGAACAUAUGUCUGGGUGAAAUGUAGACAUGUUUGGCAUGCUGUUAGCAACAGGAAACUGAUUCCUAGAUCAAAGUCUGAAACAAAACCCAUGCCAAAGGAGUGCUUCUCAGUCCCUGGUUAAGGAAGUGAAUACAUUGGCUUCAGUUCCAUUUUGGACACAUUUGUCACUUUUGAUCAUAAGACUGACCCAGGACAAACAUCUUUGGAGAACUCCCAGGUAGGGCGAAGAGGAAUUACUGCCAUCCUGUGGUUGGGAGUUUGGGAGAAGACUGAUGGCUCACUUGGGUGGAAGGCUUCCCAGUGAUAGUGUAGCUGUCUCCUUGAGUCCAGAUGAGGAGUUUGGUUAAGAGGAUGUGUAUGUAUGUACGUUUAUAUGUAUCUAUUUCUUCAGCUCUCUCUAGUAGCCUGGUUCAGGUAUUAGCAGUUUUUGUGGGAUCCUCUUUUAAGUUCUGACAGAAACAGCUCUAUAGAUCCUGGAGAUAAUAUUGUGCAUUUAUUCAUUCAGUAGAUAUUUACUGAGUCCCACUCUAUGCCACACCCCAUCUGCAGCAAAGUGAGUAAGACACCUGUUUUCUGCCCUCACAGAGCUGCCUAAGGAGGAGGCCACUUAACCAUGUAAGUAUGAUGAAGGGUGAUAAGGGCUGGGGCGAGGGAAGCACAUCACAGGCCCCUGGCCCAGUUUAAUGGGUGUGAGGGCUUGAGUGAGGACCAGGGAAAGAUGACUCAGUAUUAGACAAAGGAGAAGUGUGUGGCCUGGGGGAGGGUAAAGGAGAGCUUGUUCCAGGCAGAGGGAAGGGCUUGUGUGAGGCUGGAGGUUAGAGGAAGCAGGAGAGAAGAAUAGUUAUGGAGUAAAUUGCAACGGGAGAGAAGUGGAGCAAAGAGCAAAGCGGGGUCUUGGCGCUUCGCACCAACACGGCACUGCAGCCUGGCAGAAAUGGGGACUCGUGGGUUUUUCAGGAGGAGGCGAUGUGAUCACGUUUGUGUUUUAGAAAGAUUAAUCUGACUGUAAGGUGAAGGAAUGGGCAGCCGGAAGGGAACAUCAAGUGCAGCAUUUUUUAAAUAAUUGAUUUACGGUAUUAAUUUCAUAGUGAUUCAAGAUUUUUAUAGAUUAUACUCCAAAGUUCUUAUAAAAUAUUGGCUAUAUUCCAGGUGCAGCAUUUCUUAAAAGUAAAAUUUUUUAAAGAUCUGGGCCCACCAUAAUUCUUCAUAUUACAUUUAUUGAGCCAGUUCCGUUCCAGUCCUGAGAGGUAUGUAUAGAACCAUCUUUGUGUAAAGUCACUUUAACAGUCAUGAAGAAAUGCUGUGUAGUGCACUUACAGUGUCUGCCAACAACAUGAUGCCCUAUUUCUGUCACACAAAUUAGGGCUCUAUUGGUAGAGCAAUAAUGUUUCUCCUUUGGUGAUAAGAGGUUGGGAAUGUUGGAAAUCCCAAAGCAUUUUGUGAGAUUGUUAGAAAACAAGGCCUGCUUCCUGGAAUGCACAGGUAGGUAUAGGUCUGGUCCAGCCACUUGGCACCAUAUCCCUUCAUCUUACACAUCUCACUGAAAAAGGAAGCUUCAGAGGAGCAUGCACGAUGUCAGAGGUAUCAGGUGAGCACCAAAGGUUAUGGAAGCACAGGAACAUGGGACCACGGGAGUCAGGCCAUCUGGCUACAAGGACCUCUGCCCCACAGCAGGGGAGACCACAAUGGCCUUUCAUCAUCCAUUCCGGCCGGUGAUUAUACACAUGCCCUGCAAAGUAUUCCCAACCACAAUUAGUCACCUCCUACAUUCAAUGAACAUUGAACUUAAGGGCUUUUCAAAGCUAAUUAUCUGGGGUGGGGUUUUUUUUGUUUUUUGGGUUUUUUAAAGGCAGAACCAAUGCAAUAACAGGCAUCCAAUCCUAUGAUCCAGACACCAACAAAUAGCCCUUCUCUCUAGACAGGGUCUUGUACACAGGAAAUGGAGCCUCAACAGGGAGGCAGCCUGUUAUAAUGGUUAUAAAUUGUUCUUCUGAGGGGGUCGUCUAUAUUCCCAUCUAGGCUAUGCCACUAACUAAUUGUUUGACUUUGGGCAGGUUACUUAACCUAUCUGUGUGUAGCUUCCUCAUCUAAAAAAAAGAGGGAUAAUAACAACACUUCCUUCCUGGGGUUGCUUAGAGGAUUGAAUGAGAUAAUGCAGAUAAACUCUUAGUGCCUGGCACAUAGCGGGCACUCAGGGACUGGUGAUUAAGCUGCAGUUGGAAAGAUUCAGAUUAGAAAAGGGAACUUGCUGCCAGGGAAAGCGGUUGUCAAACACAAGGAGGAGCCCUGUGUAGAAUUGCUGUCUCCCCAGGAAGCCUUUAAAGGUGGAGUGGUUUACCUGUCCCGAGGCCUUUUCUGGUGCUUUCCAUUUAGCCCAGAGUUUCAGAAUCUGCUACCUGGGGUAUUCCUUAGAAUUCCAUUGUCUGUAGUGCUACAUGCAGAAAUGGACCAGCAAAAUGAUCUCCCAAUAAACUAGUCUGGAAAAUGAUUUCUCCAAGAAGUGUAUAGGCAGCACAGAAACAGAACUUCUAACCUUCAGCCACAAAGUGAAGUUAGAACUGGCCCUUCGAAUAAGUAGCUCAAGCUAUGAAAAGUUAAAUAAGUUAUAAGCAACCAAAUCAGGGAAUGCAAAGUUUAGUCCAGGGAAAAGUGUAUUUGACCUGACCGAAAUUCAGUGUCCUCGUUCUUGCCACUGACUGGCUUCAUGAUUUAGGACAAAUCACUGAUAAGACGCCUAGGUUGUGACUCCAGCCAUUCAGUGGCUAUUGUGACCUCAGGCAAAUUACCCUCUAAGGACUUUAGUUUCAUCAUCUGAAAAUAAGGGCAAUAGGAUCAUAAAAUUGUUUGAGGAUUACACAGAUUAAUCUGUGUGAAGCACUUAGAAGAGUGUGGGCUUAGAGGAAAUGCUAUGCAAGUCGAGUUCUCUAUUGCUAUCGCUGUUAAUAAUAGUGGUGGAACCUCACUCAGUUCCUUCAUCUCCAGAUUCAAGCAAACAACACAGCCCUCGCUUAUGUUAAAGAAGGAACCAGUCUUCUGUGGGGUACUCAUUUAAGGGGGUCUUGCUGUUCACCUUGGACCAUUUAUUUCUCUUCCCUGAUUUCAACACAGGUACUCUUGAGAGGAGUAAGACUUUGAACUGAGCAAGUGGCCGGAGGUUCCCAAAAGAUUUGACAAUAUGGAGGGUGAGAAGAUGUUCAUAACUAUCCUAGGAUGAGCUUCCUCAGAAGACUGGCACGAAAAUAAAAAGAGAUGAUACAUUGAGAUAUGCUUUCAGAAGAAGAGAGGAAAGAAUAAAUAAUCUGAUAGUAUA
Messenger RNA from Sus scrofa (pig), 27848 nucleotides. RefSeq names its product methyl-CpG binding domain protein 5 (gene MBD5). Gene Ontology annotation, molecular function: DNA binding; chromatin binding. The record is from RefSeq and is a predicted model, not a curated record. Gene Ontology annotation, cellular component: nucleus; chromocenter. NCBI's taxonomy places the organism in Eukaryota, Metazoa, Chordata, Mammalia, Artiodactyla, Suidae.